GUGGCCUUUUGCCAAUUGUUAAUAAGGAUAAAGCAAGGACUGCACUAAAGACGGUUUACAACUCUAAUGUAUUGAAGGUGAAAGAUGGUAAGUGAGAGGCUGUAAAUGGUAUGUUACCCAGCGGGAGAAGUCAAUAUGUCAUCAAUGCAAUCAAAAGAAAUAUGGUCUGGAGUCACAUACGCAGUGGCUGCAGCAAUGAUCCAUGAAGACAUGGUGGAUAUGGCUUUCCAUGCAGCAAGUGGAAUCUUUGAAGCUGCCUGGUCAGAAGGAGGACUCAGCUACUCAUUUCAAAUGCUGGAAGGUUGGAACACAAAAUCUAAAGUGUCAAACCAGGGGCCUAGACCAGAACCAGAGGCAGACUCUCUACUCGUGGCUUAUACUAGGUUCUCCAGGGUUGCUAGGCUGCAAAAGUUGCCUGGAGCAUAAAUCCCGUAGUCUUUUGCGGGCUUUAUUCAACUAUACUUUGCCGAAGGAUGUUAAUAUGAAUAUUCAUGGGAUUGAUAUUGUUGUAUACAGAGAGGUGUUAAACAAGACAAUAAUUGAAAAAAUUGAGG
Rubroshorea leprosula is the source of this 554-nucleotide messenger RNA. The record is from the annotation of a GenBank genome assembly. Lineage: Eukaryota; Viridiplantae; Streptophyta; Magnoliopsida; Malvales; Dipterocarpaceae.